AUGGAGAAAUCUCGCCUGCGCGUGAUUAUAUGGAAUGAAUUCAAACGUGGAAAUACUGCGGCAGAAACCUUCAGAAUCAUAAACGAAAAUGAGGGUAAGAAUGUUGUGAGUUAUUCUACGGUGACCAGAUGGUUCGCAAAGUUUCGUGUGGACGAUGAGAAGCUUGAAGACAAACCACGUGCAGGAAGACCCAGCAAACUUGACAAAGAUGCCCUGAGGCGCAAGAUUGAAGUUGACCCAUAUAUUACAAUCCGGGAGUUAGAAGAGUUACUAAACUGUGGAAAAAGUACCAUUGGUGAUCAUUUGAAGGCAAUGGGUAUGGUCAAAAAGUUGGACAAAUGGGUGCCUCACAAUUUGACUGAUCUGCAAAAAGCCAAGAGACGAUGUGCUUCCGAAAAGCUUCUGCAACGCUGCAAAAACGAAGAAUUCUUGGAUCGAAUUGUAACUAUUGACGAGAAGUGGAUCUCGUUUAACAAUACUAGAAGAUCUACAAGUUGGUGUAAGCGUGGAGAAGCUCCUAAGCACGUUCCGAAGCCAUAA
This is a messenger RNA of Bursaphelenchus okinawaensis, 540 nucleotides long. Lineage: Eukaryota; Metazoa; Nematoda; Chromadorea; Rhabditida; Aphelenchoididae. The record is from the annotation of a GenBank genome assembly.